Messenger RNA from Medicago truncatula (barrel medic), 1865 nucleotides. Its product is annotated as cytokinin dehydrogenase 7. Lineage: Eukaryota; Viridiplantae; Streptophyta; Magnoliopsida; Fabales; Fabaceae. The record is from RefSeq and is a predicted model, not a curated record. Gene Ontology annotation, biological process: cytokinin metabolic process. The transcript is spliced from 4 exons. Bases 139 to 1668 code for a protein of 509 amino acids. Gene Ontology annotation, molecular function: cytokinin dehydrogenase activity; FAD binding.
UCAUCAGAAAAUCCAAAACAGCAGCUAUUUAAAGACCAAACCAGUCCUACAGCAAACCACUUCACUUACUUCUCAAACUCAAUCUCUUCAACUGAAAAAACGAAACUCUUCUUCAUCUUCAUUUCACACAACUCAAACAUGAUAGCUUACCUUGAACACUUCGUUCAUGGAAACGACACAGAAUCACCACCAAACGACGACGUUUCAUCUCUCCAAUCUUCUUUCCAUUUCGCCCCAAAUUCCAUCGCUAGUAAAGACUUCGGCGGCAUGAAAUCCUCCACUCCCCUCGCCGUACUCCGCCCUUACACCACCGCUGAUGUUGUAAAAGCCGUUAAAGCAGCAGCAACCACCACAAAUUUAACAGUGGCGGCGCGUGGUAACGGUCACUCCAUCAACGGCCAAGCCAUGGCGGAGAAAGGACUCGUCCUCGACAUGCGAGCCACGGCGGCGGAGCCUUUUCAACUUCUCUACGUCGACGGCGUUCCACACGUCGACGUUUCCGGUGGGGCAUUAUGGGAAGAAGUGUUGAAACGCUGCGUUUCGAAUUUUCAGCUUGUUCCGAGGUCGUGGACGGAUUAUCUUGGGUUGACGGUUGGUGGAACGUUAUCUAACGCCGGUGUUAGUGGUCAGACUUUCCGUUAUGGUCCUCAAACGGCAAACGUAACGGAAUUGGAAGUUGUUACUGGUAAAGGUGAUAGUUUUGUUUGUAAUGAUAAUCAAAAUUCUGAUCUUUUUUUUGCUUCACUUGGUGGUCUUGGUCAGUUUGGUGUCAUCACUAGAGCCAGAAUCGUUCUUCAACAAGCGCCCGAUAUGGUGAGGUGGAUAAGGGUAAUUUACUCGGAAUUUGAGGACUAUACUAGAGAUGCAGAGUGGCUGGUGACUCUACCAGAAGGUGACGGUUUUGAUUACGUGGAAGGGUUCGUUGUGGCUAACAAUGAUGACCCAUGUAAUGGUUGGCCCACAAUUCCGAUGGGUUCGAACCAAAUUUUCAACCCGGUUUGUCUUCCUUCUUCAGCUGGACCGGUUCUCUAUUGCUUAGAGCUUGCUCUUCAUUAUCGAAAAACCGCUCGAUCUUCUGAAGUUAAUACGAAAGUGGAUAGAUUGCUUGGAGGGUUGAGAUUUGUUGAGGGAAUAAAAUUUGAGGAUGAUGUGAAGUACAUGGAUUUUUUGCUACGUGUAAAGCGUGUGGAAGAGGAUGCUAAAGCCAAAGGUAUAUGGGAUGCACCUCACCCAUGGUUGAACAUGUUUGUGUCCAAGUCCGACAUUGCUGAUUUUGAUCGUGAAGUGUUCAAGAAAAUCCUCAAACAUGGGGUUGGUGGUCCCAUUCUAGUGUAUCCACUAUUACGAAGCAAGUGGGAUGAUAGACACUCGGUAGUGGUGCCAGACAGCAACAUUUUCUACAUAAUAGCAUUACUCCGAUUUAUUCCACCACCACCUAAGGGACCACCUACUGAUAAAUUGGUGGCACAAAACAAUGCAAUUAUUCAAUUGUGCUACAACAAGGGAUUUAAUUUCAAGUUAUAUCUUCCUCACUACACGUCUCAGGAGAAUUGGAUGCGACACUUUGGGGAUAGGUGGACUAGAUUUGUCCAGAGAAAACAAAAUUUUGAUCCAAUGGCUAUUCUUGCACCUGGACAAAAAAUAUUUUCAAGAAACCAACUUAAAUAAUAUUAAUUAGAUUAUUAGUUUUAUUAGCUAGAUAGAUUGUUUCUCAAUUAACCUUGUAAUUUUGUUUUGAUAUUUUUUUUUCCUUAUUGAUCUUGUUGUUUCUUUCCCCAACCAAUUACUACAAUGGUUCAUCCAUAUUGUAAAUCAAUAUUUUUGGGGGUAAAUCAAUGUGAAAUCUUAAUCCUUUGCGUAUCCUA